AUGGCUAACCGAGUUGGAACCCCCGCGACUGGCGCAGGAGGGUUUGUGAUUGACGCCCUGCCGUCGCCAGCACCCAGUACAGCAUCGACGAGGUCCAUCUCGGGCCUUCCGCAUCCGCGCGGCCGCGCCCUCCGCCCCGGUUCCGCGAAAGAAGACAUGGUGCGCCAUUUUGUCACGGAUCGCAUGAUGCACAUUAGCCGUCGAUUCGCCAAGAAAUCCGGUGUCGUCGCAGUGGGCAGCGACGAGUUCAAGGGUUACAAGUCCAUGGCCGAGCUGUGCAAAGAUGCCGAAGACCUCGUCAACGUGAUUUGGCUGUCGGGAACCCCCAGCCUCCAGAUUCCUUACCUCCUAAACGUCGCGGGCGAGUUCAACACCUGGGUCGCGGCCUUCUCUGCUUCACCGAAAGCCACCUUUUCGCUCUUGCGCAAGCUUGACCACUGCUUUGCCAGUCUGCUUUCCGGCGAGGAUUUUGAUACUAAAGAAGCGCUUCCGGGCUUCGAGAAUGGCCUUCGAGCUGGGAUGUCUCGGACAGAUAUGGUUCGUUGCAGGAGUUUAGUUCAGCAGACCCGUGUCUUGGUGGUGCACGCCAUGAGCCAGGGGCCUGGAGAUGAGGACGAGGACGAUGCUGAGGAUGGAAGAGAGACCGACCAUAGCCCUGGGGCUGAAGAGACCGACAGUGGACCGGACCGACCCGGUUGGCCAAGUGAUAGCAAUGCCUGGGACAAUGACGACAAUGACGACAAUGACGACGACGACGACGACGUCGAGCGCCUUGAGAUGGAUGUGGCGCGGGUCUACGAGAAGACGCUUGUCAAGCUCGGCGAGACGCUUGGAGAGGGCGGCGGCGUGGGGGAGAUCCAAAUAUCCGCCGACUGA
Messenger RNA from Lasiosphaeria miniovina, 876 nucleotides. RefSeq lists its product as uncharacterized. The coding region runs from base 1 to 876 and encodes 291 amino acids. Lineage: Eukaryota; Fungi; Ascomycota; Sordariomycetes; Sordariales; Lasiosphaeriaceae. The transcript is spliced from 2 exons. The record is from RefSeq and is a predicted model, not a curated record. Gene Ontology annotation, cellular component: transcription factor TFIIH holo complex.